AUGCGCGGCGCUGAGGGCGGCGGGAUGGCGCUGUGGCGGGGGCUGCGCUGCUGCCGCCGCGCCUUCGCCUGGCUGCCCGUGCUCCUCAUCGCGCUGCUCCUGCUCUGGUCCUACUACGGAUACGUCUGCGAGCUCUGCCUCGUGACUGUGAGCAACCCUGUGGAGAAAGUGGCCUAUCUUGUAGUAUUCCAUAUUCUCUUUGUGCUCUUUGUGUGGACAUAUUGGAAGUCUGUUUUCACUCUCCCAAUACAACCAGGCAAAAAGUUCCACAUGUCCUACGCUGACCAGGAGCGCUACGAGAACGAGGAGAGGCCCGAGGUGCAGCGGCAGAUCCUCGCCGAGAUCGCCAGGAAGCUGCCGGUGUACACGAGGACAGGGAAUGGAGGGAUUCGGUUCUGUGACAGAUGCCAGCUGAUCAAACCUGAUCGUUGUCACCAUUGCUCUGUUUGUGCCAUGUGUGUGCUAAAAAUGGAUCAUCACUGUCCAUGGGUGAAUAACUGCAUUGGAUUUUCUAACUACAAAUUCUUUCUACUGUUCUUAGCCUAUUCUUUGUUGUAUUGCUUGUAUAUUGCUGCAACAGUCUUCAAGUAUUUCAUUAAGUAUUGGACAGGUGAGCUGACUAAUGGACGUUCCAAAUUUCACAUCCUUUUCCUUCUCUUCGUGGCAAUCAUGUUCUUUGUAAGCCUCAUGUUUCUGUUUGGCUACCACUGCUGGCUCGUCAGCAGGAACAGAUCCACUCUAGAGGCUUUCUCAGCUCCAGUGUUUCAAAAUGGCCCAGAUAAAAAUGGAUUCAAUCUUGGCUUUGUGAAGAAUCUCCAGCAAGUGUUUGGGGAAGAAAAAAAGCUCUGGCUGCUGCCUAUUGCCUCUAGCCAGGGGGAUGGACAUUUUUUCCCAAUGAGAGCUUUGAGUGAAGCUCGGAACCCUCUCCUGAUAAAUGAGGAGCAGUGGGAAGAGGACGGAAUAGAUGAAGAGCCUCAGGGCUCUGGUGAAGCCUCAUCCCUUGCCAUAGAAAGGGAGACAUAGCAGUGUGAAAGCACAGUGGUGUAAAGCUGGAUCAGAAAGCUUCCCUCUCAGGAGCCAACAUCCCUUCUCUUCGCAAGGACUUCAGUUUUGAGGGUCAGAAAACAGGUGGAUCUUCAAGAUGAAAAAACAUCCUGAAGUAUUGUCUGAUGGGAAUCUGCAUUCUAGAGUGCUUCUCCAGGAAUCCUGCUGUCCAGAUGUCCCAAGGCUUUAUAAGUUUAAGUUACAGACUUAACAGAACAAUUUGACAGAGUGAUUCUGGCCAAUCUUCUUUGGCCUGCUCUCUUUAUUUUAUAAAUACUAUAUAUUUUUUAUUCAAAACAGGUAAAAAUGUUGAUGCGAGUGCAUUUCCAAAGGCCUUUUCAUUUUGCAAACAUCAGGGACUCGAGCUCUUGAAAUUCUUCCAAGCCAUAAUAUUCUUGGGGAUGGUUAUUUAUUCUGAGGCUGAUUCUCCAACCUUCUCUGACAAGUGACAUUUUCUAAUGUGUUUAAAUUCUAAGUCAGUCAGUUCAGCUCAAUGCAAGACAGACCCAGUUAAAUCUGGCACUAAAUUGGUAGCUGAAUGUAAGAAUAUUGAAAGCAAAAGCGCUGAACAUGCACAUGUACAUGUGCAUCUGUGAAUGAAAAUAAAAUAUUCACAUUGCCAGUAUCAAGAUUCAAGAAUAUUGUGGCCAUAGAUUUUUUAAAACUGUUUUUUAGGAGGGUGUUAUUUUCUUAGAGUUUGGGUAAUAGUGCUUUUGCAUCCUAAUUGCAGGCUCCUAAAAUGCAAAAGGGAACUUCAGACAGUCCAAUUUGCAUUAAUUCCUAGGGCUAAAAUGUCAUCUCAUUCCUGGAUCAGUGUUUGAUGGAGAUUUGUGUGUUCAUGGAGUCAGAAAGGAAGAUGUGAGUUCGAAAUGUGCACUGAAAGCGUGGCUCCAUGAGUCGUGUUUGGAGUUUACACUCCUCCGGGGUGGUUUGAACCCCAAAAUGUUGAAGACACAAUUGAUAUAUUGAAUUUUAUCAGACUUCUUCCCAGCUCAGUGCACUGACUGGCUUCAGGGGUUUCUGCACUAAGAGGUGAUCAGAUUUUUUGCUGCGUUUUGCUGCAUUUACAGUCAAAGAGGUGGAUCCCUGUUUUUGUUCUGGGGAAUGGAACUGAGACUUGGCUGGCUGGAUUAUGGACAUUUUUCUAGACCUGAGUCCUUUUUUUUAUUUGCAUGAUUCAGCCCAGUCCAUCAUUCUUGUUUGAAUUAGGUGCAUGCUAAAAGUAUUGGUGUACUGCCUCUAAGAUCAUUUAGUACCAUUUUCUAUCCCAUUUUUGUGUUUAACAGCCCACUGAUGUUGGCAGUGACUACAGGAGCAGCUGUGCAUGUCAGGAGAAAGGAGCUGCUGAGUGAGUUUGGUGAUGGAGGCUUUGCUUGCAGACUAAACCCCUUUUUCCUCUGUUCCUUUGCUGCUGCUGCCACAGGGAAUGUGUUUGUGAGCCAGGACAGCCUUGCAGAGGUUUCUUCCCUAAGAAAAGGUGUUUAACUCCUGGUUGAUCCGCACCCUGUGGGUGGGAAUUUUGUCCUCAGCCUCUGCAGUUUGUGUGGAGCAGGCAGUGCUGACCUCUCUGCGAUGUCUCACUGCUGAAUUUGGUUGUGAGGGACCAAGGUGGGCUGGCCCAGGCUGGUGUGGCUUUGUGUCUCUCCUCAGGGUGGCCCUGAGCAAUGAAAAUAUUCCUGCUUCAGCCACCUGAGCCCCAUCUGUUGAGUGGAUUUGUCACCAAACUGCUGCUGAGUGCUGGAAGGGUUUUUCCUGUCAAUCUGAAGCUGCAUUUCUAAUGUAAAUCUGGUGUUGGACCUUGUGCUGUGUGUGAUGCAAUGUGGCAGCUGAAUUAAUCCCCUCAUUCCUGGCAAAAUGUGCUCUGGAGAGGGAGCUUCAGAGGAUGAUGGCAGCUAAACACAGCCGGAAUUUAGCACCUACAGAGGUGCUAUUUGUGCCUUUAAAAACUUUCAAUUCCUUGUACAUAAAACCAGGAAGAUUAUUUGGUGACUUUGUUUCAUCCUGUCAGCUGAAGGGUAUUUUUCCAGAGGUUGUGUGGAUUUCUGAGCAGGUUCUUGUGCCCUUCUUGGGCUUGGCUCUGGUUCCAGCCCUGCCAUUAUUUGAGUUGUUUGUGUGCCAGGCAGCAGCAGCAGAGCUGUGCAGGAGCUCCCCUGCCUGUUCCUGCUGCUGCACUGCUCAUUAGAGAGUACAGAAAAUCAGGCUUUGUCUUCUAAUACUAAUCCAGAUAUCUUCAUGAUGGUACAGAUACCAAGCUCAGUUUAAGAAAGGUUGUUAAAUGUUUCCAAGUAACUUUUAUUGAGUCACUUUUCUUGUAAUUAAUUAAGGUCAUCUCUUCCCUUUCCUUCAAAGCAACUAAAAGCCUCCCAUGGUUUAACAAACUCUUGUCCGGGUGGAAACAAUACAGAGUUUAUCACUUCAGAGCCACUUCUCAAUAUCCACACGUCAGAUGCUGGAAAGCUUCAUGAAAUAUGAAACAAACCCAAAAGUUGUGUAAAAUGAGGCAGAACAGAAUGGGGAAAACCCACAAGUCUGAGUGAGCAGCUCCAUUUUGUUCCCUUCUGCCUACUUAAGGUGAUAUCCUUAUUUUCCCCCUGGCCUUUGUGCUUUUUAUGCUUUUUUAAAUGCACUGGAAGAGAGAAGUUCCUCAGGCUGCCGUGGUCGCUGCUGCAGGUGACAAGAGAGAGAAUAUUCAGCCCAGUGUGUGGUAGUUUCUUUUAACCUGCAAAUGGCUCUUCAGGGGUAACCCACUGCAGCACCUCCUCUGUUUUCCAUGCCUUGAUCUUCACCCAGAGGUUCUCCACCAUCAUCACUGACUGUAAGGGCUGUAUCAUCAAACCUCUCCCCUACCUGCCCUCCAUCCCAGCAUUCCAGGAGUGGGAUUCAUCCCACCAAGUCCCAUCAACACCAAGGGUACUGCAGCUCUGAGAGCUGCCCAGCGAUUCCAGUUCAUCCUGUGCUGGUGUCCCAGCACUCCAGGUACACCCUGAGCCCUCCAUGUGCCAGCAGCAGCCACCAGUGUUCACUGUCACUCUCUGGGUGUGUGCUGGAGAUGCAGCUCCAGUCAGAGAACCUGGAGAAUUGUAAAGGUUUGAGUCAAUUCUGGUGCUGCUGUCAGUUGAGUGCCUGAAGGUGUCUCAACCCCCUCCAGGGGCUGUUUGCUCUGCUUAGCAUUGGAGCUACACUACAGCUUUCUCAGCUAUGAACAACUUUUCCAAGUGAUGUCACCACAGGAAAGGAGGGAAUGCUUUUGUUGGACUUUACUGUGAGGCCUCCAUUGUUAUCCCUCUACUCCUGGAUUCAUCCUCUAAAAUAACUGACCACUGACCUCACCUCCUCACCUCUCCCCCUUCUCUCUCGUUUACAUUCAGGUACAAAAACCCAGACAGAGCAUCACAUUGAUGUUUCUCUGUGUGGAAUUGUCCUAAGUCCAGUCCUGGGCCAGCAAGUCCUGCCCAAGGAACCAGGACUUGUGCAAUCCUCACUGCACUGCCAGGUUUCUCUUGCUGAGCUGGAAGAUUUUGGAGUAGGAUAAUCUUGUUUUCUUCCAAGCAGGGAGCAGUUCUGUGUUUGAGGAGGCUGUAUCCAGUGUGUGUGGGGUGCAGUCAGUGGUGAGAAUCAGGAAGAUUCCAAACCACACUAUGCAAUGAAUGUUUGCUUCCUGGGACAAACAGGAAUGGAUUCAGCAAAAUCCACGCCAGCUGCAGCUCUGUAGUUCUAGAUGCUGGUCUGGACUGAAAGCACAACUUGAUGCAUAAAGUCUGUAAUAUGAUAUGAAUGUAAAAUGUCAAGGGGAAACAAUAAAAAAAAGUUAAUUAUUUUUUCCCUGUAUUUAGCUAUGAAGAAUGAUGUGCUGAGCAGUUACUCUGUGCAGAGUUACUCUGCUGAGCAGUUACUCUGCACAGAGCUGGUGCACUCAUGGAAGGGUUUAAUUAGCAGGGGAAGGAACCACUGCUGACCUUGUUUAUUAAGCCAGAAUUAAUUAACUCAAAAGGGUCAUAUUUUAAUUUCAAUGACUCCUGUGGUACAGAUUUCUGAAAUGGAUCCAUAGUACUUGAAAAUACCUCAAUUUUAUUGAUAUUUUUCCAAUUCUAUCCACUUCUACUUUAUUACAGAACACUUGCAAACCUACAGUCAUCCUGAACAGAUCACUGAAGGUGUUUGUGUGGCAGAGGGGCUGUUUUCAUUCCCAGCCUGAUCUGUCAGACCCUGCCCUGCUCACAAACACUGAGCUCGCACCCACUGCUGCAGGGUUUUAGUCUCCUGUCCUUUUUCCAUCCCACUUUGAGUCUUCCCUCUUCCUCCUGAACAUGCAGUUAAAUAUCUUCAGCUUUGAGCAGCUUGUGCUGGUUUUUUUGGGGUACUGUGAAGGUGAGUAGGUGUCAUUUUAUGCAGUUGUGCCAUGCAUUUUAUUUGUAAUUAAUCUCUCUGUUUGUCAGGUAUUGGUUUGUAGUUCCAUCAUCAGGCCCAGCUGGCUUUGCUUAGAGCAGGAUCCCACUUCCUGCAUUUUCUCAUUCCUAAAAGCCUCAUUUCUUCAUUCUCCAGCUUUCUUUUGGGAUGUAAACCUUGUGAAAUAAAAUGUAAGUUUACAUUUCAAAUACAAGCCUAUAAGUUGCUCAUGCCUGCAUGCUCCUUAAAAUACUGUUGUUUUCUGUAUGAGGUUUUAAGAUUUACAGCAGCAUUUGUAAAACUUUAGUGGGUAAAUUGUUAAAAAAAAAAAAAAUUAUGUUAAGGAGGGUGGAAAAAACCACAACCCCCAAAAAAUCCAACAAAAAGGACAAAGGGAUCAUCUCUGCUUCUUAUUCCAGCUGUGCUUGAAAAGAAAUGCCUGUUUGCAUCCAGUGCUGGUGUCAGACAGCCCUUGGAACACGCAGGUACAUGACCAAUGGCUUCCCUGCUGCUUCAGUACUUCCUGAAGCACUUCCUUGAGUUAAACCUUGCACAAAUCCCACGGGAAACCUGAAACCCAACAAAAUCGGCCUCCCCCUCUCCUUUCUAACCUGGGGAAGGUGUGUGCAGCCCCUUCUCAGCACUUCCCUCUGUAAGAGGAGCAGAAGCCCACAGUGAAAGUGUUGGUGAAUUACUUCCCCCCCAUUUUCUGGAGGAUCCGGGAGCCUCCAGGACGUGUCCCAGAACUCCCUCAGCAUCUGGAAUGUUGCUGAUGUCAUGAACUGCUGGGCUGGUGCAGGUGACCUUCCCUGGGAGGGAGGAGGAGGAACCUGUUGUUCCUCUGUUCUCACUUAACCCCAUCCUUCUCUGGAAUUAACCACACUAUGGAGAGGCUUCCUGCUCUACUCAGAGCUACUCCAGAGUGAUUCCAAAUCCAUUGCUGGAGCAGGGAACUUUGGGUUAGGAACAUGGGAAGCAGGAAAAGUCUUUGUUAGUUUAUAAAUUUAUAAUCUGCCUGCUCAGCUGGCUGCUCCUCAUCUGAAAAUGCUGUUUGUGGUGCAAAUGGGUCCCUCAAAGAUAGAACCGAGCUAAAUCUCAGGAUCAGGGGAUGGCAGAGCUGUGGUGUGUGAAACCCCAGGAGGGUUUCAGGCCCUGGCAAACGGGGCUGGAGCAGAACCCCAGUGCAGGGGCUGCUGUGGGUCAGGGGAAUCCUUUGGGAGCUCCCUCUGGGAUCAGCGCUGCCAUUCCUGAUGGAGCUGACAAUUGGGAAACAGCAGCAAUCCCCUGGAGCAGUUUGGAACUGCAUCCAGCUGCUUUUUAGGAGCCCAGCAUGGCCUGGGGCUGGCACCUGUUCCAGUCAGAACUGGUGACUUAAUACACAUCUCUCCCCACGAAUUCAGUGGGAAUUCUUUUCCAAGGAAUGUCACACCAGGAUUGCUGCCCACCUUUGGGGUGUUGUGUUCAGGAGUUUAAUGCUGCUGCUGCUGCUGGCAUUGAGACUUUUGAUAUCAAAUGGGUUUUUACAAAAGCUUUGGAUACUCGUUUUUACUGUUGGACCAAUGUUCUGACUAUGCUGAUGCUCUGUGAAGUUUCACUGGCAUUUUCCAAGUGUUUGUACAGUUUCUACAGCUGAAUAUCCUGUAUGUUCUGCUUUGUUGUUUUUUAUUAUGGUUUAUACUGCACUGCAGGCAAGAACUGCAUUAAAACCAUUUUUGGCUAAUUCA
Messenger RNA from Poecile atricapillus (Black-capped chickadee), 7154 nucleotides. It is a transcript of the gene ZDHHC15, whose product is annotated as zinc finger DHHC-type palmitoyltransferase 15. Gene Ontology annotation, biological process: peptidyl-L-cysteine S-palmitoylation; synaptic vesicle maturation; protein targeting to membrane. The record is from RefSeq and is a predicted model, not a curated record. The transcript is spliced from 12 exons. Gene Ontology annotation, molecular function: protein-cysteine S-palmitoyltransferase activity. Bases 1 to 1023 code for a protein of 340 amino acids. Lineage: Eukaryota; Metazoa; Chordata; Aves; Passeriformes; Paridae. Gene Ontology annotation, cellular component: endoplasmic reticulum; Golgi apparatus.